Molecule: messenger RNA, 1608 nt
Organism: Arctia plantaginis
Lineage: Eukaryota; Metazoa; Arthropoda; Insecta; Lepidoptera; Erebidae
Source: the annotation of a GenBank genome assembly
AUGGCGUCCUUAUCGAGCUUAUUACCUGCGCCCACCCAGCAGGUAUGGGAUCGUGACGACGAGCGGAAAUCUAAACGAGUCGGGAGUGCUCUAGUUGUUUCACAGACCAGUGUUCCACCUUAUGGUCAGAGAAAAGGAUGGAUUCCAAGAACAGAGGAGGAUUUUGGAGAUGGUGGUGCCUUCCCGGAGAUACAUGUUGCCCAGUACCCCCUGGGUAUGGGGGCGAGAGGAAAGGAGAGCACAUCCAAUGCACUUGCAGUCCAACUGGAUGAGUCGGGGAGAGUUAAAUACUCUGCUAUAGCAAGACAAGGGCACAGCGCCGAUAAGAUAAUUUAUUCCAAACUAACAGAUCUACUACCGUCAGAGGUAUUAGCAGAAGAUGAUCCUUCACUACAGAAGCCAGAUGAGGAGGAUAUACAAGAUAUUACAGAAAAAACUAAACAGGCACUGGAAAAGUUGACCAAUGCUAAAAUAUCUGCUGCAUUGCCCGUAAAAGCUGCUCCAAAAGCUGCACCUGCUCAAUAUAUCAGAUACACACCAGCGCAGCAAGGAGGUGCAUUCAACUCCGGAGCUAAGCAAAGAGUAAUCAGAAUGGUGGAAGCCCAGGUGGAUCCAAUGGAACCCCCACGUUUCCAGAUAAACAAAAAAAUCCCCCGAGCAGCUCCUUCGCCUCCCGCACCGGUACUACAUUCGCCGCCGAGACGUGUUUCAGUGAAACAACAAAGAGACUGGAAAGUACCACCGUGUGUUUCUCACUGGAAAAAUGCUAAAGGGUACACAAUACCUCUGGACAAACGUCUAGCAGCAGACGGCCGGGGUUUACAACAAGUACACUUCAAUGAGAACUUUUCUAAACUGGCGGAGGCUCUAUACAUAGCUGACAGAAAAGCAAGAGAAGCAGUCGAGGCGCGCGCUCAAUUAGAAAGGAGAUUAGCUCAAAAGGAUAAGGAGAAGAAGGAAGAACAUUUGAGGAUGAUGGCGCAGAGGGCUAGAGAUCACAGAGCUGGCAUUCGUGCACCCGAUGAUGACCAGGACACUGCAGAAAUAGACGAGAGUGGCCUCACAGCUGCUGAGAGGGACAAGCUGCGAGCAGAGAGACACAAAGACAGGCAGCGAGAGAGGAACCUUGCCAGAGCUGCGCCUGACAAGAGAUCAAAACUUGUGAAAGAUCGCGAGCGGGAUAUAUCAGAACAAAUUGCGCUUGGUUUACCAGCCAAGACGAACCAGGGCGGCGAGGCGAUGUUUGACCAAAGACUCUUCAAUAAUAGCAAGGGAAUGGAUAGUGGUUACGGCGACGAUGAAGCAUACAAUGUUUACGACAAGCCGUGGCGCAACCAAGACAAUGUCGGGUCACACAUUUACCGACCAUCACGGAACGCUGACAAAGACAAUUAUGGAGGGGACCUCGACGCUAUUGCUAAUACUCGCAGAUUUGUGGCUGACAAAGAAUUUGCUGGCACAAGUAGCAGUAACACCCGCUCUGGUCCUGUACAGUUUGAGAAAGAUGCUCCAUCAUCUAGAGAUGAACCAAGUCGCAACCAACCUGAUGCUGAUUUUGAUCCAUUCGAAACGGAGAGACUAGUUUAUAGAUGUGGAUUCUGUACAUAG